This is a messenger RNA of Diaporthe amygdali, 1938 nucleotides long. RefSeq lists its product as uncharacterized. The coding region runs from base 1 to 1938 and encodes 645 amino acids. The transcript has 4 exons. The record is from RefSeq and is a predicted model, not a curated record. Lineage: Eukaryota; Fungi; Ascomycota; Sordariomycetes; Diaporthales; Diaporthaceae.
AUGAGCACUCCAACGGACUGGAGCGGAGCUGCGUCUAUGGCGCAAGACUCAGUGCAUCUUGGUACGUGGACGAACUGGUCACGAGGAAAGAUUAUGGGUGCGACUCUUACUCUCAAUCGAGCUGACGGCAAUCUUCUCAUUGCCUUCACGCCUGUCUUCGUCGGGAUAGUUACUGGUCGCUUGUGGCGGAUCGCCUGUUACAUUUUUCACAGAUGUUACUCGACAUCUGAGCCCCGAGACGCGCUUCACCAUCAGCGCCAAGCAGUGCUCCGGAACUCGAGUUCUGCAGCAUCUGCUCUGUGGACGUUCAUGCAAAUCGUGUGGGCAUGGCAGAAUAUCAGUAAAGGCACUUUCGCUCGCGCUUUUCCUGCCUUCUUAACGGCUGCCUCCUGUGUCAUUGCCUUUGCGGUCGUGGGAGGUUACUCCAACUCAUCCAACAUACGCCUGGACACGGGCUACAUAGACACCGUCAAAGACCUGGGCGUAAACAGCCCCCAGGAUGAAAGCAUUCAGUACAGAUCAGUUCUUCAUUGCGCGCCGCUUAAAACAGACGGGUACAUGAGUGACGAAACCACGUCUACCGACAACUUCACGCAGUAUCACUUCGGCUCUUCACAUGGCACUGCAAAUUUCAGCAAUGCAACAUACAUCACAGAACAUAUAUAUUCCCAGUACUUCAAGCAAGCAAGCAAUCCACAGAGAAUGCGAGGCAAGAAUUUCGUCCUUGCGAGGCUUCAGGCAGUUGUGAUGAACAAUGCCACCCGGCCUGAUCGAUCAGAAUUCGUCCCCAUCCCUGCUCUUGCUCGUUCGGAUGCAGAUAUAAUUCUGAUAUUCCUUGCCGGAAAUGGAGUCCAGUUCUUCCAGGCAACUGAUGAUCUUUGGUAUCGAGCAACCAUCCCAGGAGAUACAUCGAGCGACUCCACUGGACAAGAUGGGAAAACACAGCUCUAUCGACCAGAAGAAGCCUCUUCGCCCCUGGGAUGUACUCAACAAAUUCAAGUCUGCAAUCCAUCUCUUCCAGCGGAUAGACGAUGUGGGCCCUUGGCCAGCUGGAUCGACGCUCAGCUGGGGGCGGCGGCUUUGUUCAAUAUGACAGGAGAGGAACUUCUGAAUGGUGGUUUUCCGAGCCAUCGAAUUGGGUCGAGGUAUAGCUGGUUCACUAUGCAACUAGGGUAUGCAACCUUCCCAAUCGGCGACGUACUGUCCGUACUCCAAGCCAGGGCCCUGGCGUCUCAACAAUAUUUGGCAGAAGGGGUUAUGGGAGAGCUGCCAGAGAAUCAGUGGCAGCUUGAUGUCUCCCAUUGGUUUGCGACAUACCUGGCCUCCGUACAAGCGGCGAUUGUGAAUACUGCCUUGGGGACGACCGAUCCCACCCUCGACCCGUAUAAGGUAUUGCCACCAAACCAGCACGUCAGAGAGCUGUGCAAUAGCCAGAAGAUACUUAGUACCCAAUACGUGUCUUUCAGCCUCUUUGGACUUUACUUUACCUUCACUACCGGCACGGUCCUGAUCCUGAUAUCUUACAUUCUCGAGCCCAUCUUUGCUUGCCUCUAUCGCCGGCGCAAAUACAGCGAAUAUACCUAUCUCGAAUGGGCAGCCACGGAGACGCUUCAACUACAGCGCACCAGCUACCAAGGAAUAGCCUCAGGGACCUGGUCUGGGUACACCAGGGCCAUCCCAACGACCAAACGGACAGAGACUUUAGGCAACCUGCCUUUGUCUUAUCAUGUGCCGGACAGCAGUGCUGCAGGCGUCGAUGAUUCUCUCGAGCAGGGGGAUUCCAGCAGUAGUCCGAGUGUUCCGCCUGUUGCAUCGCCGUGCGGAUCGAUGGAUCGCGUUUCGUUGGAUGAUCUACUGCUCGAAACCGGGUCGACUACCGAGAGCCCCUGGUCACCUUCAUCUAUGACAUCUCGAACGACAGAUGAUGGGAGCACUUGA